ACGGUUAGCUCAAGCAGCUAGAAAACUAGCCCGAUCGGUGUAUGAAAAAAAACAGUAGUGUGGAAAAAAGUUAGCUCCGGUAAAAGCGGUGCUCGGUUCAUGUCACUCCGUGUUGCAACUCUUCUCAUAAGUAAAUUUAUGGCAUCCAAGCAACCAUUUGCAGAUUCUGACACUGCCGAUGAAGCUGUCAGAUCAACAUGCGACGAUGCAUCGAUCUGCAAAAGGUUUGCUUCCAGUAAAGGUUACUGGACUGACCCCUACCUUCAGUAUUUUGUGAGGCAAACAGGUGAGCGUAAAGCACCUGAGAUCAACAGAGGUUAUUACGGUCGUGUUAAAGGGGUUUAUCAUCUACUUGAUGCUUUUCUGAAGAAGACACAAUGUGACUGUCAGGUGGUGAAUCUUGGGGCAGGACUGGAUACUACUUUUUGGAGAUUAAAGGAUGAAAACAUUAUGCCGAAAAAGUACUUUGAAGUUGACUUUCCAAUGAUUGUUGCCAGAAAAAUACACCACAUCAAAACAAAACCUCCACUGUCAAAACCUUUAAUAGAGUCUCACUCCACAGAUUCACUCCUUCUGGAGGGCCACAAUCUGGACUCAGACAAGUUUUGUGUCAUCAGUGCUGAUCUUAGGGACCUCUCAACUCUAGAAGACAAGCUGAAAAAGUUUCAUAUAAACCCAGAGUUGCCCACUCUGUUUAUGUCUGAAUGUGUGCUGGUGUACAUAACCCCUGAGCAGUCCUCGAAACUUGUACACUGGAUUGCAGACACCUUCCCCACUGCCAUGUUCAUAAACUAUGAACAGGUAAACAUGGAUGAUCGCUUUGGGCAAAUCAUGAUCGAGAACCUGCAGAGACGUCAGUGCAAUCUGGCCGGGGUGGAUUUGUGUCAGUCUCUGGACUCUCAAAAAGAACGAUUUUUGACGACCGGCUGGGAAAGCGUGAACGCACUAGAUAUGAUGACGGUCUACAGCAUGCUUCCUCAGGAAGAUGUAGCCAGAAUUGAGCGGCUUGAGUUUUUAGAUGAGAAGGAACUUCUUCAACAGCUUCUGCAACACUACUGCAUCUGCUGGGCUGUAAAAGAUAAACUUAAUUUAGGCAUCUCGCAGAUCGGGUUUUAAACGCCAGUAGGGACUUUGAAAGUUUGCUUUGAGACGACAGGAAAUAAGGAAUCUAAGGAAGUCAUUUAUAUCUGUUUUUCCAUAGUUGAGCCCAAUAAAAAUAAAGACUACUGGCA
This is a messenger RNA of Triplophysa dalaica, 1232 nucleotides long. RefSeq names its product leucine carboxyl methyltransferase 1 (gene lcmt1). Bases 100 to 1116 code for a protein of 338 amino acids. Gene Ontology annotation, biological process: C-terminal protein methylation. The transcript is spliced from 12 exons. Gene Ontology annotation, cellular component: cytosol. The record is from RefSeq and is a predicted model, not a curated record. NCBI's taxonomy places the organism in Eukaryota, Metazoa, Chordata, Actinopteri, Cypriniformes, Nemacheilidae. Gene Ontology annotation, molecular function: protein C-terminal leucine carboxyl O-methyltransferase activity.